AUGGCAGAGACUGCAUCUUACACUCUGGAUGGGCCUCCCCCAGACGCGUCUGAAACUUGGCAAAAUCACUCUGUACAGAAGCGAGGGGGUGCCCAAAAAGCCCCUCCAGGGAAGAUGCCGGUCCCAAUUACUCUGGCCUAUUUUCUCUUCUUCCUUGAUCUUGCCGUCAUUUCAACGGCCACGCCAGCUAUUACUUCCCAAUUCAACUCAUUGGUAGACGUUGGCUGGUAUGGUGGUGCCUAUCAGCUCGGAAGUGCAGCGUUCCAGCCUCUCAGCGGCAAGAUUUAUAGCCAGUUUCCGAUCAAGUGGACCUUUCUGGUUUUCUUUUCCAUCUUCGAAGUUGGAUCUGCCAUUUGCGGAGCAGCUCAAUCAUCGCCCAUGUUUAUUAUUGGCCGUACCAUCGCAGGAAUAGGUUCUGCUGGUGUGGCUAAUGGAGCUGUGACAGCCAUUUCUGCAGUGCUUCCAACACAAAAACAGGCGCUUUUCAUGGGGCUCAACAUGGGUAUGGGUCAGCUGGGACUUGCAACAGGACCAAUUAUCGGUGGAGCCUUUACCACCAAAGUCUCUUGGCGAUGGUCGCUCAUUGGACUAAACUGCGUGACUUAG
This is a messenger RNA of Penicillium daleae, 606 nucleotides long. RefSeq names its product MFS transporter. The record is from RefSeq and is a predicted model, not a curated record. The transcript has 5 exons. Gene Ontology annotation, molecular function: transmembrane transporter activity. Bases 1 to 606 code for a protein of 201 amino acids. Gene Ontology annotation, biological process: transmembrane transport. NCBI's taxonomy places the organism in Eukaryota, Fungi, Ascomycota, Eurotiomycetes, Eurotiales, Aspergillaceae.